Molecule: messenger RNA, 1293 nt
Organism: Papaver somniferum (opium poppy)
Lineage: Eukaryota; Viridiplantae; Streptophyta; Magnoliopsida; Ranunculales; Papaveraceae
Product: F-box protein At5g07610-like
Exons: 1
Coding region: 1-1293 (430 amino acids)
Molecular function (GO): protein binding
Source: RefSeq, a predicted model, not a curated record
AUGUCUUCUUCAACAGAGCAAAGAAGAGGAGGAAAAGAAAGAAAAGGUAAGAUGUUUGAUGAUAUAUUGACACGCAUUCUAGAUGGCUUGCAUAGUUUUAAGGUAAAGAUGUAUUUUUUAACAAAGUUAAGAAAAGGUGGAACUCAUAGAAAUAAUUCAUCAUCAGCAUCUUUUAUUGGUAGUAAUAUUGAUAUCUUAACACUCAUUCUAACUCGAAUACCAUCAAAACCUCUACUUGACUUCAAGUUCGUAUCAAAACAGUGGUGUUCUAUAAUCACUGACCCCCAAUUUGUUCACAAACAUUUCACUCAAAAUCUUAGAUUUUCAAUCCCAGUACUCCUCUGGGGCGAUGAUACGCUCCCUUCAACUUUCGAGUACAUCUCUCUUCAUGGAAAUACCAAUAGUUAUGUCCCUUUUCGAACCCGAUCUUUUACAGAAUAUAUACAUGGUAUAGAGAUUGUGCAAUCUUGCAAUGGCUUACUCAUAUGUAAAAGCUACUCGCUUAGCUUACGUGAUUUUACCUAUUACAUUUUCAAUCCUUCCACAAACAAGUCCAAAAUAUUACCUCAGUCUCAAUUGUUGAGAAGUAAUCACAGGUUUAUUGAUAGCGUUAGUUUAGCAUUUGAUCCAUUCAGAUCUCCGUAUUACAAAGUCGUAGCUAUCUGGACAGACCGUAGUACAAGUUGUUAUAAUUACAAAAUUGAAAUCUAUGAUUCUGAAACAUCCUCGUGGGAAUUUUCUGGAUUUUAUUCUUGUACCCUCCAACCUGAAAGUAUACCAAGGAGGAAAUCUGGUAUCUUUUGGAAUGGUUCACUGCAUUGGUGCCACCGAGAAGGGUCCAUGGUUUAUUUCAAUAUUGAUCGAGAGUUAGUAGGGGUAAUUCCUAUGCCACAUCCAGCUCGAGAAUAUGAUGCUACAAUGACUUUCAACAUUGCUGAGUAUAGGGGCCAUUUCUAUCGUACUGAGAUAAAUCGUGAAUUUGGCCGUCGUUUCAGCAUAUUCGAGAUGGAUGCUGCUAACUCUAGUUGGAAGCUGAAAGGCCAGGUUGAUGUGAGUUUAAAUCCAUACAACAGUUCCAUAUUCCUUCCUUACUCUGAUAGCAUCCUAUUCAUUAUUGAGAGAGACGAAGAUAAGGAGUCAACAAAGGUUAUGCUGCUAACAAAAGAGAGUAUGGUUGUCUCUUAUGAUUUCAAAGAUAUGAGGUUCGAGAAAAUUCAUGACCUAUCAACAUAUACAAACUUUAGGCAUAAUGUUAAAUUUCAUCAAUAUAUUGAGUCCUUAGCUUGUGUUUAG